AGUACAGUUUCGUUUCUAUAGAUCUCCGAUCGUUACCCACUAGGUACGCACGUAUGGGUAUUUUCUUCGUUCGCUAUCUCUUGUUGCCUAUAUAAAAUCGAGUCUACAAGGCUUUCAGUACGACAGUAUUUCUGAAACCAUUUCAGCAAGCAAAUCAUAUUUGACGAAUUGUAAUAAGUUGCGCUGAUUGUGGUCUCAAGUGUAUUUAUAUUUGUUCAUUAUUUUCACCGGAGUGUGUCCGUAGUUAAUUAUGCUGCCAUCCUUAGAGCAUAGCGAUUCGUUUGUGGCCCAUGGCGAUCACCGCGUCAUCCCUCGAGUGGAUGUCGUUUACUUGACCUACAACGCCAAGCUAGAUCAUCCGACGAUUUCACUGGACAGUGUCUGUACUAUUAGUUUAUACGAGCUGAAGAAGGAUCGACUGGCGAAAAAGAAUUACCGGCUUUCGAUGAGUGUUGAUGCCUACAAACACUACAUUUGGUACAACACGGUUCUCUCGAACCAGCUAAAACAGGACGGUGGACCGAUGCUGCUACGCACCUUCCACUGGUACAUCGAAACUCCGAUUGUGGACGCUUUCCUGGUCGAUGGCGAACUGUACGAAGCGGUUUCGCUGAUCAUGGAGGCGGAUGUGGAGCACUGGUACUGCGCCAGGCCCGGGUGGAACAUUUCCGGAAGCCGUGUUCGGAUAAGGAGCAACAAGUGGGAGCAUGACAACGCCGAAAAGGCCAAAGCUCGGAUAGCGGACUGUCUGGUUGCGGCAAGUCCCCCACCUAAAAUGAGGAAUCAAAACCGACGAGUCUUCCAGAAACGGUUAUCACUCUGUACGAUCAACGAAGAGUUGUGAUAUUGACAAGCUGUCUUGAUUCUUGGGCUGAUUUAAAGAUUUAUUUCUUUUUAUUCAACUUUUCAAGACAGUGUAACAAUUCUCUUUUCAGUUUAGUCAUGCUGCAACAAGUCUGAUUUAUUUUGUGUUCUCUGUAUGUGGUAAUUUUCUUUCAAAUAUACAGGCCCUUUUUAAAAUGAUA
Molecule: messenger RNA, 1025 nt
Organism: Aedes aegypti (yellow fever mosquito)
Lineage: Eukaryota; Metazoa; Arthropoda; Insecta; Diptera; Culicidae
Exons: 3
Coding region: 251-844 (197 amino acids)
Source: RefSeq, a predicted model, not a curated record